Molecule: messenger RNA, 1065 nt
Organism: Penicillium salamii
Lineage: Eukaryota; Fungi; Ascomycota; Eurotiomycetes; Eurotiales; Aspergillaceae
Source: the annotation of a GenBank genome assembly
AUGGACGAAUACGGCAACGUGGUUGCUUUUGCAAACUACAUGGGAGCCCAGAACCGCUCUCUUCCUGAGCUUCAAGAAGUCGAGUCCUUGAGUCCUCGGGUGAUACGGGUUUUGGGCGGAAAUCCAGGAGUCAUGCACCUGCAAGGGACUAAUACUUAUAUUCUCGGGGACGGACCGGAGCGUCUCUUGAUUGACAGCGGACAGGGCCGCAUAUCCUGGUCGAACUCGAUAACGGCUUUAACGCGACGGCAUAACUUCAGAAUCUGCAAAGUACUUUUGACACACUGGCAUCUGGAUCACACCGGUGGCGUUCGAGAUCUCAUUGAGAAGGAUCCGCAAUUAAAGAGCGCUAUUUACAAAAACAACCCCGACACCAACCAGAAGCCAAUCUACGAUGGACAAGUCUUUAUCGUCCAAGGGGCGACAGUUCGCGCCGUUUUUACGCCUGGACAUUCAAACGAUCAUAUGUGCUUUUAUUUGGAAGAGGAAAACGCCCUAUUUACCGGCGAUACCAUUUUGGGACACGGGACAACUGUUGUGGAGGAUCUGUGGGAAUAUAUGCACAGCCUGCUCAAGAUGGAAACAGUGAAUCCUCAUGUCGGAUAUCCAGGUCAUGGGGCACUCAUUCCAAAACUGCAGCUAAAGCUGCAGCAAGAGAUCAGGCAAAGGAAACGCCGUGAAAAACAAAUUAUCGCUUCGUUGGAAAUCAUUGGGUCGAGAAGGGGGGAUAAAGGUUCCGCAACCGAAGCCGAGAUUAUUGCAGUGAUAUUCGGCCCCCAACUACCCCCAGAUGUCUCCGAUCACUUGAAGCCACAAAUUAAAGAAAUUCUUAUGAAGAUGGCACGCGAGAAGCGGAUGGGCUUCCGAUUCAAGGAUGGGCAGAAGCGCUGGUUCGCCAAUUCUAUUGAAUCUUGGGUUUUUCUCUGCAGAAACUACACUAGUCCUAUCCCAUUAAGCGCUAUUUUCUCACUGCAUGAUGAUGACCGGUUAUCGAAACUCGCAUGGCAAAUCCCUGCUGUUGGCGAGAAGUAUAAAUCAGAAAACACCAUAUGUCAAUUAUCUUAG